CAAAUACGGAGUAAAGAUAAAGUAGAUGCAGCCGUUUGCCUCUUUUGAUUGGCUGCCUCCUACACGUUGUGGGAGAAACCAGGAAGAGAAACAACUACACAUUGUUACAUGGAGCAGGGCAAUGACAUGAAGAGUCCGAGUCAGUGCAGACAGAGGACCAUCUCGUUGCAAAGUCCCCUGGGAAAGAUCCAAGUCAGCGGAUGUGAAAAUGGUGUGCACACCAUCCAGAUCUUAAUGGAUGUUCCACCUGCAGAAAGGAGUGGCGACACCUCCCUAAGCUGUGUGGUCACUGUUAGCAAUGGCCAAGAGGAAAUGGGCCCAGAGUUGCAGUACUGCGUGGAAUGGCUUCGGGCCUACUUCAGCGAGCCGUGGACCGUGGGGAGGCUCCCACUCCCAGUCUUUCAUCACCCCACCCUGCAUGGAGAUUCCUUCACCAGCCGGGUUCUGCAGACUCUUGUGCGGGACGUGAAGGUGGGAGAGACGGUGUCGUAUAAGCGGCUGGCUGAGAUGGCAGGAAACCCCAGGGCCGUGAGAGCUGUGGGAGGGGCCAUGAGGAGGAACCCGGUGCCUCUUCUCGUCCCCUGCCACCGCGUCAUCUCCAGCAGUGGUCAGAGUGGGAUGUACAUGGGCGGCAAAGGUAACCAUCUCAAACAAUGGCUGCUCACCCACGAGAAGGUCAGAGAGGAAGACUGAAGCACAAUGACGUGAUAUUAGUCUGAGAUGGCAGCUCUACUCACUUCCAUAUGGAGAGUUGGCAGAGGAUCCGUUGAGGAACCCAGGGGAGCUGGAAACUCCCAGGUUGGACAUGCCAGAGUUCCCGUAGCCAUUCAUACUGUUACUGACGGAGUUGUAGCUGGACUGCUGUGGGGUGCUGCUGGUGAUAUACCCUCGUGGAGACACACUGCUGGUGUUCCGGCUGUAGCCUACCGACAAAGAAGAAGAGGAGGAUGGGGUGGUUCAAGGUCUAUAGGAUUAAUGUAUUCUUUAAUUCAUGACUUACUUGGCUGACUGUGAAUGAUUCUUGACCACUAAGCAUAAGUUCCACUUACCCUGGUCGUUUCCCUGGGACUCGGACACGUUGACGGCUAGCUGGCUGCUGAAGGAGUUGACUCCCAUCAUGCCGUGGGAAGCUGUGUUGGCGAGGGAGGGGAUCUGGUUGUGGUUACGGGGAACGCUAUACAGGGCCUCCGCUAUGUCCGCCGCCCUCUUCAGAAUGAUCUCCUAUGAAACAUGGAGGGAGAAGUUAAGAGUUAUUGAGCUGCUCUCCCUCAGUCAUUCAUUAUGGUAGCUUCGUUUGUCUGUAAGACGUGUGUGUCUGUCAGUCUGCAUACCUGGUUAUUGUGGGGCAUCCCAUACAAUGCUUCAACAAGGUCAGCUGCUCUCUUCAGCAAUACCUCCUGAUUAAAAAAAUAGGAAAGACAGACAUUAUUGAAAUGUUGAUGGCAGACUAUGCUCAAUGACACUGUUCAACAAACACCAUGACAUGGAAUGUAACAAUUAGAGUCUUUAUUUUUUUUCUUCACAUAUACGUACAAUAAGAAGUAUUUGUUAGGUGGGUAAAUAAAAGUGACCCUGUAUUGAGAGGCACCAACACUGCAUUAGGCCACCAACUCUUCCUAGAACCACUGGGAACAAUGAAUAAUGUCCCAUCUCUUAAUUAAACCAGCGUAGCCCUUAAAAACAACACCUCACCCUCUAAUUCUGGGCACGCGUUUGCACAAGAGUUCAGCACUGGAGUCUCCUUUCUUCAGAACAAUAAAGUGAAUUAGCUUGGGUUAAUCUAGUUCUGCCGUAAUGACAUUAAGACAUUUUUUCAAUUAACCUCUUUGACUGGCUGUUGUAAAGGACUUCACAAAUGACUUCCCAUCCAGCGAGAGUCUGGGUGCUUGUGCCUCGGGGACAUGGAUGCAUGGGAUGUAUUCUUAUCCAUGUCUGCAUGCUUGUCCCUGCUUCACCAAUAAGGAUUAGCCAUGUUGCUUUGGUUCUUAACACUGAGAAGGAGUUGGCCCUGGAUCCUGUUCCCUGCUCUACUUCAGAAUAGAGCGUGUUAGUGUGCUUUUAUCUGCUCUUUGAAUUGAGCACUUAAUGAAAUCAUUCAUGGAGCACAGCACUGCUUUGUUUAGUGUGAUGCUCCAAGCAAUAUGUUAGGAAAAGCAUCUCCUCCACUUAGGAGCAUUUAUUCUCACAAAGACACGCUUGAGCUAUUGCUGUGGUGUUUUAUUUGAAUGCUUCUUUACUGUCACCUGCUGUAUUGCAGCAGUAUGUUGACUUUCCGUCAGAACCCUGGUUAAAAGCGAUGCAAAUCUGUCACUAGAAACAUCUCAGAUGGCGCUUGUUUUCUUCCCACAUUGCGUGUUUUCCUUCGCGGGCCUCAGUAAUUUGUGUGAAGUGUUCCAUCACUUGGCAAUAGCAAUCUGGGAUUAAGACGGCAGCUGCCGUAAAUGAAUGUAAACACAGCCAUCGCGCCUUCAAACAGCGGCCUCCAAGACUUGGCCUGCGUUUCUAAGGCAGCGCGUAUGGAGCGUGUAUGGAGUGUGUAUGGGCCUCCUUUCAUCCUGAAGAGCCAUAUCGUCCUAAAAAUCCUUGAUUUAUCAAGAUGAAAUGCUGUAGAAGCCACUUCUAGCAUGUGCCAUGCUCUUAUAGAAACAUAGAGCUUAAUCCACCAAGUUAGCGGAUGGGUGGCUCUCUUUAAAAUGAGCAUUUACCUCUGAAAUUGGUGUGUAUGCUCAACGUUGCAUGCAUCUAGUUUGCAUACAAAUAAAGAAUUAUGGUUGUCAUGAAGCAGGUUCACUAAAUGAGAGGACCAGCUGUCUUGCUGUGUUCUCAUCAGGCAGAACAGAUUCCUCUCUUGCUCGAUGAGUGAGACAAAGUGUUUUUUCUUUCCUUUUUCCUGCAGUUAAUAAUUACCAAUAAUCUAUUCUAUCAUAUUUGAAGAUCUUCUACAUGCCUCUCAAUUUCAAACAACAAUUAAAGCAAUUAAGACUGUCACGUUCGCAAGCCAUGUUUCAUUCUCUGAAAACCUCCUCUCCAUCCUUGUCCAUAUGGUACUUUGCAGCAGCAACAUAAGGACAGCUUGGAAAAAAGAGAGAAAACGAUAUUGCCUCUCAUCCUUAAUCUGUCGUUUACCGCGUGGCGUCUUAACUAACCAAGCUCACUCGCAGGGCUAUGCUUAAGUGGUAGCCUAGUCAUAUCGGAGGAUGAUGGGAAGUGUGAUACCCAAUCAACCAAGGAGUUUGUUUUGUUUCCGACGAGACACUUUCACGCGUAUCGGCUCACGCUGUGAAUACGAUUAGCACCGAAUGGCGUUCUGAGGGCAUUUCCAUGUAAAUCUGGAUACUGCUUCAGCAUAAAAUGUAAUUGGCUUUCUUGUCAUGGAGACAGACAUAUCAGAACCCCAUGUUAAAUUGAAAACAAUUAAAGCCGUAGAUGAUCUCUUGUUUUGUGACAAAGGCAUGACAGCUUUUCUGGUAUUCCUUGUUCUACACGUUUUACACAUGCUCAACAACUGAUCACAGGUCAGCCAAGAUCUAGACACCAUUAGAACCAUCAAAUGAACUGUUGUUACCUGACAAAGGCUUGAGAAAUGUUGAGGUAUUGCAUGUUUUACACGGUAGCCUAAAACCCUUCUAAAUGUGAUUCUCCACAUGGUAGAUUAGCUAGGAUUGUGUAUUUAUGUUAUCACAGUUAAUAAAAGGGGGCCCAGGUUAUGUAGCUUGGAGUGGUAAUGCCAUUAUAAAACUGUAAGGCAAUUACUGUGUUAGCUCUAGCCUGAGGUAAUGAAUACAUUCAGAAGGAUAGGGCCAUUAGAUGUAGGUACUUCAAAGAGCACAAGAAUAGACAUUCAUUUAAAUACAUGGAUAAUUGCUUGACAUGAACACACUUGUAAUAUUUAUUUUCUCCUUGUGGAUUUCACAAAGAAUUGGAAAAGAAUAGGUUUGUGUUCAUUUUGGGGAAAAAAGAGAGAAGCGAAUGCAAUCAAUGUAAUAAUAAAACAAUAUUGAGUUUCUGCUUUUAA
Molecule: messenger RNA, 4015 nt
Organism: Oncorhynchus gorbuscha (pink salmon)
Lineage: Eukaryota; Metazoa; Chordata; Actinopteri; Salmoniformes; Salmonidae
Gene: mgmt
Product: O-6-methylguanine-DNA methyltransferase
Exons: 6
Coding region: 109-693 (194 amino acids)
Biological process (GO): DNA repair
Cellular component (GO): nucleus
Molecular function (GO): methylated-DNA-[protein]-cysteine S-methyltransferase activity
Source: RefSeq, a predicted model, not a curated record